Brassicogethes aeneus is the source of this 1800-nucleotide messenger RNA. NCBI's taxonomy places the organism in Eukaryota, Metazoa, Arthropoda, Insecta, Coleoptera, Nitidulidae. The record is from the annotation of a GenBank genome assembly.
CUGGAACGCCGCAGGCUGUCAACGCAGCCAGCCUCAGAAAAGUCGUCUACAGUACCGUAACCCAUGAUUGUUUUUUUGAUGCAGUUUGCGGGCGUUUAACGAUGUCUGGUUGGGAAAAAUCGCCCAGGAAAGGUCUGAGUGAGGUGUGAUAGUGUUUGUGCGGUGGCGAGUGGUGCAAAAAACUUUUAUAAACAAUGGACAAUCAGUCCCAACCGACCACUAACCCCAUUAACCAGGGGUGUGGCCAAAAUCCACAAAUUUCGAUACAUGUAAGCCCCACGACAGGGGGGGACUUUUACCUGAUGGUGGAGCCCGAUGUGACGGUGGAGAAUCUCAAAAAAUUAGUCUCGAAACGAUUAAAAGUGCCCAGAGACAGGAUCUGUUUACUGUUCCGCGAUAAGCAGUUGCAAGACGGCGAUUUGUUGCAACACGGAAUUUCGGACGGGUCUAGGAUUACCUUAUUGCCCAAUGUGGAAACUGGGCUCAUUACGCAACGUCCGGAAAUAGGAAUAAUGCAAGCACUAGAGUCCCUAAACGACACCCAAGUAAACAAGUUCCUGUGCGGCAAGGCGCCCCUAAACCUGAGCAUGCGCCUCGGAGAUCACAUGAUGCUAAUCCAACUCCAACUGAGCACCGUCUCCUCCACGUCGUCUUCCUCGGCCAGCUCCUCCGGCUCCUCCUCCACCUCAUCAUCGCCCUCGACGACACCCACGCCUCUAGCGGAAAGCGCCCCGACCACCGCCUCCGGCAAACCACCUCCCUCGACGCACGUGCCGGCGCCUGUUUCUCCGGCCGCGGCGCCGCCCUCUACCUCCGCCACCACUCCAAGUUUGUUGCAGGCCAGCAGGAAUCUGCAGCACACCUUAAGAAGACUGUCGGCUGAUGUCUUUUCCGGAAGAGACAGAGGUCGCCGCGAAAGCGUUUACUCAGGUACAUUCAGUGGGGCCCUUAAUCCGGCCCUGCAGGAUCCCAAGGGGCGACCCAGGCGUGAUGUCGCCACCAUCGUGCAUAUUCUAAAUGAUCUCCUCUGUUCGGUGCCCGAACUUCGACGAGUUACACGGAGAGGUGGCACCAGCGAAGAACCAAUCGCAGCAAUCCCGCAAGACGACGGCGGCGACCCGACGCCGUCGCCGUCCAGCAGCGAGGACCAGAACACGCGCACCCGGGGCAAGCUGGAGCAGCUGCGGCUCGUGAUGGGGCAGCGCAGGGAGCGGCGCCGGCAGCGAAAGCAAAAACCGUACGCUCUGCCGGCGGCGGCGGACUCCGACUCGGUGACGGCGUGAAACCGGCCCCAAACUGUACAUAAUUGAACGCGAUGCGCCGCCCGCCAGAGGGCAACGUCUAGCCCCGCCGGCACGCCGCCAAUAUGUCUCGCAUAAGGUUUCUCAAUGUAACAAUGCAGGAAUGUCGAGAUGAGUCGGUUGCAGAAUAAGUUUUUUUGCAGAUAAUACAGUUUGUUUAUAAAAUUAAAGUUGUCAAAACUUGACAUUUAAAUAAAUUUAAAAUGUAUUUUUUGCCACCAACUGUCAAGAGUGGCAUCAAAACAGUGGGAAAAUGUUGUUUAUGGCAAAAAACUUUUUAAAAUCAAAAUAUUCAUUAAAUACAGUCUCAUAAAAUCUUAAGUUACCCAACCUGUUACUUUUGACAUUUCUCAAUACAAACGUUAAAAUGUAUUGCUUAAUUAGUAUACGGAGUGUCCCAAAAUUAUCCCAAAGGGUAAAUGUUAAUUCCCCUUAAAAUUUUAAGGCGCAUUUUCUUUUACCAUUUUUCGAGUUCGAAAAACUGCAGGAGCAGAAAACU